GGGACCAGCUGCAUUCCGAGGCUGUCAGCAAGCAGGUCUGGUCCCCUCGCCAUGGCCCUGUGGACGCGCCUCCUGCCCCUGCUUGCUCUGCUGGCCCUCUGGUCGCCUGCCCCCACCCGGGCCUUCGUCAACCAGCACCUGUGUGGCUCGCACCUGGUAGAGGCGCUGUACCUGGUGUGCGGGGAGCGCGGCUUCUUCUAUACCCCCAAGGCCCGCCGGGAGGCCGAGGAUCCCCAGGUGGGGGAGGUGGAACUGGGCGGGGGCCCCGGCGCAGGCGGCCUGCAGACCCUGGCCCUGGCAGGGCCCCCGCAGAAGCGCGGCAUCGUGGAGCAGUGCUGUACCAGCAUCUGCUCCCUCUACCAGCUGGAGAACUACUGCAAUUAG
Messenger RNA from Diceros bicornis minor, 384 nucleotides. RefSeq names its product insulin (gene INS). The record is from RefSeq and is a predicted model, not a curated record. Lineage: Eukaryota; Metazoa; Chordata; Mammalia; Perissodactyla; Rhinocerotidae. Bases 52 to 384 code for a protein of 110 amino acids. Gene Ontology annotation, biological process: glucose homeostasis; positive regulation of protein secretion. Gene Ontology annotation, cellular component: extracellular region. Gene Ontology annotation, molecular function: hormone activity. The transcript has 3 exons.